This is a messenger RNA of Chenopodium quinoa (quinoa), 1071 nucleotides long. RefSeq lists its product as uncharacterized. NCBI's taxonomy places the organism in Eukaryota, Viridiplantae, Streptophyta, Magnoliopsida, Caryophyllales, Amaranthaceae. The record is from RefSeq and is a predicted model, not a curated record. The transcript has 2 exons. The coding region runs from base 140 to 562 and encodes 140 amino acids.
UUAUCUCAUCUUUUGCCUAUAAAUUAGCAAAUUAUUUUGCUCUUACUACAUACUUUCUAACAAUACAAUUCAAGAAAACUCUUCUGCAUUAUUAUAGAUAAUAUUUUAAGGCUAAGAUAUAUAAGAGAAGGAAGAAAUCAUGGCUGCUAUGAACGUCACAGCAGAAGUAGUGACUGUUGAGGAUGUGGAAAUUGACAUGGAAGCUAAGGCCAAGGAAUAUGAUACGCAAACACGUGCUGACGGCGACGAUUAUCAAUUGACAACCGAUGUCAAAAACUUCAGCAAACACCGCGUGGAUAAGGUGGAGACUCAUUUUUGGCACGGGCGUACACUUAAUAACUUCCCUGGCCUCCCGGUUAAUACUGGUGCUGCAAUGCGCCAGGCCGGGACUCUUCCCGAAGGUGUCAAGUGGGGAAUCGUCUAUGCUGACGGUGAUCAGGCUAGUAAUCGUAAAUUCAUCGUUGCUGUUCAUGGCCCAACGGGCAAGGUAACGUAUCAUAACGUAUUACUUUGUGUUAAAUUUGCAUAUGUUUUGUUGAGCCCAGGAACAACCCACAUGUGAUCAUUCUCUUAUCCCACACUAAAAUACAAAAGAGGGAGUGUAGUGAUAAUGGAAUCCCACAUUGAAAAAAUUAAAGAGUUACUACCACAAUAUAAGAUUAAGGGGCUACUCUCCUCGUCGCCAUAUGGUUUUGAGGUGGAACCUACUUGGACUUGUGAAGUGGUGGACUUGUAUUCUUGCACUCUCUCGUGAUGGGUGCGGCCCAGACCCGAAUCUAACAUGUUCAUUUGACUUUGAAAGUACAAAAUGAAAUGAAUCGUGUAGUUGAAGUCAAACUAGACCAGCAUUCUGGAAACAAAGCUGAGUACACUGACCCAAUUCUACACACUUGAGCCAGCUUGCUAAAGUCUCAAUGUACUUGUUUGCAAAGUUUGUAAUGUUGUAUUUUAUGUUAUGUUAUGUAUGUGUGGUUCAUGAAUAAAUUGUGAAGCUCCCCUCUAGACUUUUGGUCAUGGGUUUGUAAUCAGUUGUCCAGUUGUAAAGGAGGGAAGUAUUCCCUAGCUUUUUAU